CACUUACAAUCACUGAUCUAAUCUCUUUCGCAUCGUCUUAGAAUCAAUCUAUCGUCGCUUCUAACCCCAGCCUGUGAUUCUCACCAUUUUUCCCGGCACGGAAAUGGCCACCGAGGAACCACUCUCCGUCGACGCCACGGUUGAGGCAGUUGAGAUGCAGAUCGAAGCCAAUGACGAGAAACCGAAUGACGCCGCCAAGUCAAUCAAGCCGAAGAAGGGGAAAGAGGCCAAGGAGAAGAAAUCGUCCGUUUCAACGAAGAAGAAAAGCCUUCGUACGCACCCCUCUUACUUUGAGAUGGUCCAGGAGGCGAUUGUUGCUCUGAAGGAGAGGACUGGAUCGAGUCAAUACGCAAUUCAGAAGUUCAUCGAGGAGAAGCAUAAGACUCUCCCUUCGAAUUUCAGGAAGUUGUUGCUCGUUUAUCUGAGGAAGCUCGAGGCUUCCAAUAAGCUCGUGAAGGUGAAGAAUUCGUAUAAGCUUUCAUCGGCUUCUAAGCUUGCCAUUUCGGCAACGGUGGCUAAGAAGCCUUCGGCUGCUACCAAGUCCAAAGCAACCACAAAGGUGAAGAAGGCUCCUGCAAAACCUAAAGCCGCCGCUGCCAAGUCGAAAGUUGCUGCUGGUGCCAAGGCCAAGCCGGUCGCCAAGGCUAAGCCGGCUGCCAAGCCUAAAGCAGUUGCCAAGCCGAAGGCGGUUGCCAAGCCAAAGACGAUCGCCAAGGCGAAGACAGCUUCUAAGACCGUCGCAGCCCCUGCAAAAGCCAAAGCUGUUGCCAAGGCAUCAAAGGUAGCGCCUGCGAAGAGGAAGGCUGCGCCGAGCUCCAAGCCUGCGGCGAAGGUGGCCAAGACGUCUGCUAAGGCGACUCCGGGGAAGAAGGCCACCGUUCCUAAGGUGGCGCCGAAGAAGGCGGCCCAGGUGAAGAGCGCGAAGGCGAAGGCGAAGGCGAAGACGCCGGUGAAGAAAGCAACGGCCAAGAGGGUGGGAAAGAAGUAAAUAGACCAGAUAGCCCCUUAGGGGAAUGAACUGCCUGGAGUUCAUUAGUUGUGUAUUAGGGGUGGUCUUGUAAUUUUACCGCUGCUGUUUGUUUAUUUUAUUUGCCUUAGUGUGUGUCUUUGUCAUCAAAAUACAAAUAUAGAGGAGAAUCUGAAUAUGUUCUUCAUGGUUUACAGUUUUCGACCACUCUUCCGGCGUUUAGCAUCAUCGAAAACGAGCCAAAUCUUAAUUAUUAGUGCUACAAAUUUAUGAAACUGAUUGUAAUUAGGUUGGAUUAAGAAUCUAAUUUUGAUGAUAAAGGAAAGCAACUUUGGUGUUAAAA
Cuscuta epithymum is the source of this 1310-nucleotide messenger RNA. NCBI's taxonomy places the organism in Eukaryota, Viridiplantae, Streptophyta, Magnoliopsida, Solanales, Convolvulaceae. The record is from the annotation of a GenBank genome assembly.